This is a messenger RNA of Copidosoma floridanum, 1329 nucleotides long. Its product is annotated as endoplasmic reticulum-Golgi intermediate compartment protein 2. The record is from RefSeq and is a predicted model, not a curated record. Gene Ontology annotation, biological process: retrograde vesicle-mediated transport, Golgi to endoplasmic reticulum; endoplasmic reticulum to Golgi vesicle-mediated transport. Lineage: Eukaryota; Metazoa; Arthropoda; Insecta; Hymenoptera; Encyrtidae. Gene Ontology annotation, cellular component: membrane; endoplasmic reticulum; COPII-coated ER to Golgi transport vesicle.
UUGUUUACCUUUUAGUAUUCUCCUCUGACUUUGACACGUACGUAAUUGGUUAAUAAUGUUACCGUUUUAUGGCUGUUUAUAAAGAAUAAUUUUUUUCAUUUAUUGUUAAUGUAAAACAAAUCUUUUAAUUUAAAAACUAUGAUUCGAAAAAGAAAUAUAAGUUUUAAGGCUGUGAAAGAAUUAGAUGCAUUCCCUAAAAUAGCCGAAGAUUACAGAAAGCAGUCAGUUGUUGGUGGUACAUUUUCCAUAGCGAGUGUCUGUAUCAUAGUUUAUCUGAUAUAUUCAGAGACAGCCUACUUCUUGGAUAGUAAACUGCUAUUCAAAUUUGAACCGGACACUGACUAUGAUAACCGAUUGCAAAUGAAUAUAGAUUUAACUAUCGCAAUGCCAUGUAGUCGUGUUGGUGCUGAUGUUCUGGAUUCUACAAAUCAAAAUUUAAUUACUAGAGACACCCUUAAAGAAGAAGACACAUGGUGGAAUUUGACACCAGAUCAGCGAGCUCACUUUGAAGCUCUUAAACACAUGAAUUCUUAUCUUAGAGAAGAAUAUCAUGCAGUCCAUGAACUUUUAUGGAAGUCUAACCGACCGACUUUUUACAGUGAAAUGCCAAAGAGACAUGACAUACCAAGUUAUGCACCAAAUGCAUGCCGUAUUUAUGGGAGCUUAGAUAUAAAUAAGGUGGCAGGAAACUUCCACGUUACUUCUGGCAAGUCACUCAAUCUUCCCAGAGGUCAUAUUCAUAUUUCUGCAUUUCUAUCUGACCAUGAUUAUAAUUUUACACAUAGAAUAAACCGUUUCUCUUUUGGCAAGCCUAGUCCAGGAAUAGUUCAUCCAUUAGAAGGUGAUGAAAAAAUUACCAAUGACAAUAUGAUGUUAUUUCAAUAUUUUAUUGAAGUUGUCUCUACUGAUAUAAAUAUGCUGAUGCACAAGUCAAAAACCUAUCAGUACAGUGUCAAAGACUAUCAGAGACCUAUUAAUCACGAUAAAGGUUCUCAUGGUAUACCUGGUAUAUUCUUCAAGUACGAUACUAGUGCAUUAAAAAUUAAGGUCACACAGGAACGAGAGUCCAUAGGUCAAUUUCUUGUAAAAUUAUGUGCUACUGUAGGUUGCAUAUUUGUAACCAAUGGUAUACUUAACAACUUUGUACAAAUCAUAUGGCACGUAAUUUGUUGUAAAUUUUUAAACAGCGAAGAAAAAAAGUUUUAUGAAAAAAUAAGCAUAGACAAUAAUGCAAAAAAUGUUGUUAGUCCACCAAAUUCGAUAAAUGUCACUACUCAAGGAAAUAUUGGCAGUGGAAGUAAUCUUACAAAACCGUAAUGUAAAAAAAAA